AUGUCUUCUUCCACAACGAUAAAGCAGGGGGAAUACACCACAUAUAAUAUUCGAUACUUGCGUAUAUCGGAAAAGAAAGUUCUACCAUUGAUACUCUACAUCAAACCAGAGAACACAGAAUGGUUUAACGAAGUUUUAUUUCAG
This is a messenger RNA of Acaulospora morrowiae, 144 nucleotides long. Lineage: Eukaryota; Fungi; Glomeromycota; Glomeromycetes; Diversisporales; Acaulosporaceae. The record is from the annotation of a GenBank genome assembly.